AUGUCUGCUAGUUCUUCACAGCAAUCACAACCAUCCCUACAACCACUAUCCUCUCAACAACCACUCACUUCCCAACAAUCACGACGAAACAGUACCGACAGUCAUCAAACUUCUCUUUCCACAUCCACCUAUUUCGAUAUGGAAAAUGCCUUUGAAAAAACCAUCGCUUCAAAAUCCCUCUCUCCUUUUCUUUCCAUGAGUUUGAAUUCAAAAGACAGCAACAACAACAAGAUUCGUAAUUCAUGGAUCAGUAGUGUGAGUCAACUUUCUUCAAAUAUUCCUUUUACAAUUCCUCAUAUUGAAGUGUAUGUGGAAAAGUGUGAAAAUUUACCAGCCAUGUCGAGUAGUGGAUUUUGCGAUCCCUAUGUCGUUCUUUCUGUCAUUCCAUUGGGUGACAAUGAAUUACGCGAUUUUUCACAAAUUCCUUCCGAAGAGUCCUGUAAGAGUUCGAAAAUUAAAAAAACACUCAAUCCAGUGUGGAAUGGAAAGGAGAGAUUCUUUUUAGGAUUUCCAGGACUCGUGAAUAAUGCAAAUAAUUAUUUCAGCAAUUCAGUUUCUCAAUCAUUCAACUCAAAGAAACAAUCACAGACAAAGAAUACUUCAAUUUCAUUUAAUGAGAAUAAGAGUAAAUCGACGGAUAGUUUACUGUCAGCAACAACGACUAUGACAGCAGCAACAACUUCAUCGAAGAAUGCCACUCAUCACUCCUUAACUCAUUUCCAAAAUAAGAAUUAUUAUUUAUUAAUUCAAGUUUUUAGUUAUGAUCGUUUGAAAAAGGAUUCUUUUAUUGGAUCUGCCAGAAUUGGACCUCUUUCUAAAUUACCUUAUGGAGUCAUGUUAUCCAAGACAGUGUCACUCCAUGAGGCAGGAACAAGUGCUACUUGCAGUAUUAAAUUUAUUGCCAUAAUUUUGGAUUGA
Naegleria lovaniensis is the source of this 918-nucleotide messenger RNA. RefSeq lists its product as uncharacterized. The record is from RefSeq and is a predicted model, not a curated record. NCBI's taxonomy places the organism in Eukaryota, Heterolobosea, Eutetramitea, Acrasida, Naegleriidae. Gene Ontology annotation, molecular function: calcium ion binding. Bases 1 to 918 code for a protein of 305 amino acids. The transcript has 2 exons.